AUGCUACUAACUCCCAUUCACGUUCGCGGCCGUCGCAAAAUACGGGAUGAAGAUGAUGACGCUCCCAAGCCCAUUCCCAGCGGGCCCCGAGGCGGCCGGCCACUGCUAUCAGCCCAGGCGAAGCUCAGUUCAUCGCAGACUAGGAGCCACAAGCGCGCUCGUCUACUGACUACCACCCCACUCGACAAGCCGCGCAAGAAGAAAAAGCCAUCACUGCUGGAAUCUAUUCCCAAUGAACUCAUCGAGAAGAUCUUUCUGCAUUCUUUGAACGUGAACCUGGCUCGUUCGUCCCCAAUCCUUGCUGCGGCUGUGUCGACUGAGCGCAUCUACCGUGCUUUGAUCUUGUUGGCCUUCUGGGAUAACAGCACGGAGUUAUCUGCAUCACCCUACAGCCGUGAAUCGAGGGAUGCAAUUUCCCGAAGUCUACGACCAUUGGACUACACGCCUAUCAGCCUGGCGCAGCGGAAAGACCUGCAGACGGCUAUCCUUCACUGUAGAUGGUGUACCGUGCCGCGAAUACUCGACCAGUUACCGGAAUUGAUGAAUCUGGUCAUUCAACAACACUGGUUUGGUGCAGGAAUCAGCAUGGCCGAAGAGCAAGAGAAGCUGUUAGAUCGUGUGCUCAAUCUAGAAGAUGAUGCAAAUGUGUUCGAGGGCUUCGAAACCAUCAACACUACCCCUGACACAUCGACACCUGUACCCACAAACAACUACACCCUUGCCAUCAACCCUUCAAUAUCUAUUACCAUCACCAACUAUUCCAUCGAACAGGAAACCACGCACCCUUUCCUCAGCCCCUUGAUCAUUCCUAACAAAUAUCUUCAAGGGAGCACAGCUAGUGACUCCGCGCCGGCCACUCCCUCCUCAUCAUUAUCGGACGACGGCUUCACUCCAGCCUUGGUCACCUACCUUGAAAUCCACCGACGCUCCCUAGGAUUUAACAGUGUUACUCUUCCCCUGAGACCCCCUAAACAUCCUCUCAUCCUUUCUCGUCCCUGCUUGCAACAAGGAAUCCAUACCGCCAUCGUAUCCAACAAUCUUUCCGCUCUCCUCACCCUCCUCAAACUGGACGAGUUCUACUUCCGCGUCACCGAACAGCAACACCUUACCGCGCAGGACCAGGACCAGGAUCAGGAGCCGGUCAUCCCCUACGCGUUAUCUGCUGGGCACUUCCGCACCGCGGUGCGCUUGGCCCCGCGCAACCCGGAAUUCUUCCAAGCACUCGUGCGGGCGAACGCCGAGUCGGUCCCCGCCGACGACCCCGAGAUCACGGAUUGGGCAAUGCGCCUUCAGGAUCCGUUCGGCCGGUGGCUGUUGGAGCUGAUGCUGCGGCUGCCCGAGCAGACGGCGGCGGCGAAGCGCAAUCCGGUCCAGAACUCGGUGUUCUGGAUGGGGCGGGCGAAUGCGGACAGACGUGAACUGGCGAGCAUGUAUCUGCGGGACGUGUUGGGCGGGGUGGAGGGGCUGGAGAGUUGGAUGGGCGAGAUGCAUGUCCCACUGUCAUUGCCAUCCUCGUGA
Messenger RNA from Aspergillus brunneoviolaceus CBS 621.78, 1518 nucleotides. RefSeq lists its product as uncharacterized. The record is from RefSeq and is a predicted model, not a curated record. The coding region runs from base 1 to 1518 and encodes 505 amino acids. The transcript has a single exon. Lineage: Eukaryota; Fungi; Ascomycota; Eurotiomycetes; Eurotiales; Aspergillaceae.